This is a messenger RNA of Dromaius novaehollandiae (emu), 8155 nucleotides long. RefSeq names its product teashirt zinc finger homeobox 3 (gene TSHZ3). The record is from RefSeq and is a predicted model, not a curated record. Gene Ontology annotation, cellular component: nucleus. Gene Ontology annotation, biological process: regulation of transcription by RNA polymerase II. Gene Ontology annotation, molecular function: DNA-binding transcription factor activity, RNA polymerase II-specific; DNA binding. The transcript has 3 exons. NCBI's taxonomy places the organism in Eukaryota, Metazoa, Chordata, Aves, Casuariiformes, Dromaiidae. Bases 380 to 3619 code for a protein of 1079 amino acids.
AAAAAAAAAAAGAGCCACCCGCGACGGGCAGAAAGUGAUCGGCCCCGCAGAGUUUGCGCGCGGCUCCCGGGGCUGCGAGCGGCCGCCGGGCCGGGCCGUGGCCGGUAGCCGCCGCCGGGGGGGCGGCGCGGAGCCGGGGGGCGGCGGCGGCCAGCAGCAGCAGCAGCAGGGCUGUCCUCUCCUCUGUGCCGCCUCCUCCGCCGCCGCCUCCUCCUCCUCCUCCUCGGCACCGUGUGUAUGCACAGCAACAAAAAAUACAUCCCCAGCCCAGCCCUCGCGCCGAGACUGGAGCAGCUCGCCGCAGCGCCGGGGCCGAAGCGAGCGCCGGCACCGCCGCGCCCAGGCAGGCAGCCCCCGCCGGCGGCCGCAGGCGCGCAGCAUGCCGCGCAGGAAGCAGCAGGCGCCGCGGCGCGCAGCAGCCUAUGUUUCAGACGAACUAAAAGCAGCAGCCCUGGUGGAAGAAGAUGUGGAAGCUGAUGAAAACACAGUUGAUGGGGAGCCUUCAGCAAAAUACGCAUGUCCAGAAAAAGACUUCAGUAAGAACUGCCAAAGCUACCAAAACUCUCCAGCAGCUGAAUUUUCUAGCCAUGAAAUGGACAGUGAGUCACAUAUCAGUGAGACAAGUGACCGCAUGGCAGACUUUGAGAGCAGCUCUAUUAAAAAUGAGGAAGAGAGCAAGGAGGUUUCAAUACCGCUUGAAGACUCUACUGUAUCUGAUAGUUUAGAACAAAUGAAAGCUGUAUAUAACAACUUCCUCUCCAAUUCCUACUGGUCCAAUCUCAAUUUGAAUCUUCACCAGCCAAUUUCGGAAAAAAACAAUGGUAGCAGCAGCAGUAGCAGCAGCAGCAGUAGCAGUUGUGGAAGUGGCAGCUUUGACUGGCACCAGACUGCUAUGGCAAAAACACUGCAGCAAGUUUCUCAGAGCAGAAUUCUCCCUGAACCAAGUCUUUUUAGCACAGUUCAAUUGUACAGACAAAGCAGUAAGCUUUAUGGCUCUAUAUUUACUGGAGCCAGUAAAUUCCGCUGUAAAGACUGCAGUGCUGCCUAUGAUACUUUAGUAGAAUUAACAGUGCACAUGAAUGAAACAGGACAUUAUCGAGAUGACAACCAUGAAACUGAUAACAAUAACCCUAAAAGAUGGUCUAAACCUCGUAAACGUUCUUUGCUUGAAAUGGAAGGGAAGGAAGAUGCCCAGAAAGUAUUAAAGUGUAUGUACUGUGGUCACUCAUUUGAAUCUCUUCAGGAUUUGAGUGUUCAUAUGAUCAAAACAAAACACUACCAAAAAGUGCCUCUGAAGGAGCCUGUUACACCUGUAGCAGCAAAAAUUAUCCCAGCUACUAGAAAGAAAGCAUCACUGGAACUUGAACUUCCAAGUUCUCCAGAUUCCACAGGUGGGACACCAAAAGCAACAAUCUCAGAUACCAACGAUGCGCUUCAGAAGAACUCUAAUCCUUAUAUUACGCCAAAUAAUCGUUACGGUCACCAGAAUGGUGCCAGCUAUGCCUGGCAUUUUGAGGCAAGGAAAUCUCAAAUUCUGAAGUGCAUGGAGUGUGGAAGUUCGCAUGACACGCUGCAGGAGCUCACUGCUCACAUGAUGGUGACAGGACAUUUUAUUAAAGUCACUAACUCGGCCAUGAAAAAGGGGAAGCCAAUUAUAGAAGCCCCAGCAACACCAACAAUAACGUCCUUAGUAGAUGAAAAAGUCCAAUCUGUGCCACUAGCUGCCACCACUUUUACAUCUCCAUCCAACACACCUUCUAGUGUUUCCCCCAAACUAAAUGUUGAAAUAAAAAAAGAAGUAGAUAAAGAAAGAGGCAUUGGUGAUGACAAAAUGAAAGACAAAGAAAAGUCAAGUGAAGAUGAGGAAAAGUACGAUAUCUCCUCAAAAUAUCAUUACUUGACUGAAAAUGACCUGGAAGAAAGCCCUAAAGGGGGACUAGAUAUAUUGAAGUCUUUAGAAAAUACAGUUACAUCAGCUAUAAACAAAGCCCAGAAUGGCACACCAAGCUGGGGUGGCUACCCUAGCAUUCAUGCUGCCUAUCAGCUGCCUAACAUGAUGAAGCUGUCAUUAGGUUCAUCUGGGAAGAGUACACCAUUAAAACCUAUGUUUGGGAACAAUGAAAUAGUAUCACCAACUAAAAACCAGCCUCUGGUGUCUCCACCAAGCAGUCAGACCUCACCUGUGCCAAAAACGAACUUUCAUGCCAUGGAAGAAUUGGUAAAGAAAGUCACUGAGAAGGUGGCUAAAGUGGAAGAAAAAAUGAAAGAACCAGAAGGAAAACUUUCUCCAAUGAAACGUGCAACACCCUCACCGUGCAGUAGUGAAGUCAGCGAACCCCUUAAAAUGGAUGCCUCCACUGAUGGUGGCUUUAAAAGCCAGCAGAACAGCCCAGUCCCUCAGAGAGAUGGUUGCAAGGAUAGUCCAACUGUAGAACCCGUGGAAAAUGGGAAAGAGCCUGUUAAGUCCAUUGUAAGUUCUUUAAGUAGCAGCACAGCUAUCAUUACUGAUCACCCUCCUGAACAGCCAUUUGUAAAUCCAUUAAGUGCACUGCAGUCUGUCAUGAAUAUUCAUCUUGGUAAGGCAGCGAAGCCAUCUUUGCCUGCCUUGGAUCCAAUGAGCAUGCUUUUUAAAAUGAGCAACAGUUUGGCAGAAAAGGCUGCAGUGGCCACCCCACCUCUACAGUCCAAAAAACCAGACCACUUAGACCGUUAUUUUUAUCAUGUCAACAAUGACCAACCCAUAGAUUUGACGAAAGGCAAGAGUGACAAAAGCUGCUCUUUGGGUUCAGCGCUUUUGUCAUCCACAUCGACAUCUUCUGCAUCUUCUUCAUCUACAGUGACAACAGCAAAGACAUCUGCAGUCGUGUCAUUCAUGUCAAACUCGCCGCUACGCGAGAAUGCCUUGUCAGAUAUAUCUGAUAUGCUGAAGAACCUGACAGAAAGUCACACAUCAAAAUCUUCCACACCUUCCAGCAUAUCUGAGAAAUCUGACAUUGAUGGUACCACAAUAGAGGAACCAGAAGAGAGUACGCCAGCUCAGAAAAGGAAGGGACGUCAGUCUAACUGGAACCCUCAGCACUUGCUCAUAUUGCAGGCCCAGUUUGCAGCUAGUUUACGGCAGACUUCAGAGGGAAAAUACAUCAUGUCAGACUUGAGCCCUCAAGAAAGAAUGCACAUUUCCAGGUUUACGGGACUUUCAAUGACCACAAUUAGCCACUGGCUAGCCAAUGUGAAAUACCAGCUUCGAAGGACGGGGGGAACUAAGUUCCUUAAAAAUUUGGACACUGGGCAUCCAGUGUUCUUUUGUAAUGACUGUGCUUCACAGAUCAGAACUCCUUCGACUUACAUCAGUCAUCUUGAAUCGCAUCUGGGUUUCAGGUUAAGAGACUUGUCCAAACUGUCCAGCGAACAGAUUAACAAUCAGAUAGCACAAGCAAAGUCACCGUCUGAAAAACUGGUGACGUCGUCUCCAGAGGAAGAUAUGGGAACUUCUUAUCAGUGCAAACUUUGUAACAGGACUUUUGCAAGCAAGCAUGCUGUUAAACUUCAUCUUAGCAAAACACAUGGGAAGUCACCAGAGGAUCAUCUUCUGUAUGUUUCGGAGUUAGAAAAGCAGUAGCAUUUGCUUUUGAUUAAAAUAACUGUAAUUUGCUUUGAGGAAAACUGUCAAAGACGCCUUAAAGCUACUGUUUAGUUCUUGGCACAUGUUCUUAUUUUAACUCCAGAGUCGCUCUGGGCUGAACUGUUUUGUAUAACUGUACAGUGUUUAAAUAGAGGUGCAUAAUCAGCUGUUGUUACUGGUAAAAUAUGAAGGUUAAAAUGCAGUGGUAAGUGUUUGGAACUUUGUGUAAAUUGGAUUUAGUUGCUGUGCAUCCCUCUGAUGCAUCAAGCUGCAUGCAUUAACAGACAGUUUAAUUAAGCAUUUAUAACUAAUUCUGGUGCACUUUUUUCAUGUGACCUAAGUGUGCUGGUAUUUCUCACCCUCUAAUCUUUAGCCCUCUGAGUACUUUGAAGCACUUUUGCAUUAAUUUGGUAAAAAUGUAUGAAUAUGUUUUUUUUAAACCCUUACCAGCUUAGUUCUGAUUACUGAUAUGAACCUCCAUUUAUGCAGAGGUGUCUCACACCUUGAAAUUUAAAAAUAUAAUUUUCACAUUGAAACAUAGAUGUAUAUAUUGUAUAGAUUUCAAAAUCUCUUAUGGAAAGUGUGAUUGUGGUUAAUGCCAUUUUCUUUUUCUUCAGCAUUUUUAGCAACAGUGUUUUUUGUACCUGAUAAGCCCCAGGUAUGAACUGUACCUAUAUAUAGUGUAUAUUUCAUUUUUUAGACCUAACGGUUUUUCUUUUAACAUCCAAACAUUGUAAAUUAUAUGAAAGAUACCACAGAUAGCAUUUAUAAAGUAUUCAGAAGCAUUAUUCUUAAAGCAAAGUAUGUUUUGUUUUGUUUUGCUAUACAGUACAUCUAUAUUAAUAGAGGUUCAUGUUUAAAUUAUACAUAUUUAUUAGUGUUGCUAUCAUUUGUUUUUUUAAACCGUCUGAAGACACAGAAGCCACGGACUGCAUUCCUGGCAUGCAUUAUAACUGUUUUGCACAACGUGACUUUUAAAGGUAUUUAUUAGUAAAAAAAUAAAAAUAAAAUAAAAAGAGAAAUUCAAAAUAAACUCAGUGCUCAAAGGGUUAAAUCUAUUUGAAAAACUUGUACUGUAUUUCCUAAACAUUGAUAAAGCCUUUAAAAUGUUUGUACUGUAAUACUUUGCUUAAAAGUUAUGAGGCAUUCUGUGAUAUAACCUCUUUUACUUAUUUAUAAGCGCUCUUGGUUGUUAUUUCCUAUUGUAGAAUGCCUUUUCCUUUCGAUUGGUAACUUUCUGUUUUGUUCUGCCUAAUUAUUCUCCCAAGAUUCCAUACUGCAGCUUUAUCUUUAGGCAUAUGAAAGGUAACCCGUGGUUACCAGCACACUAAGUGAUUCUGUUCGUCUCCAUUUUUGGCAGUUAAUUUGCAGAAGUAACUGACAGCUGACACCAUAUGAGAAUCUAUGUAUAAAAUAUUGGCAUGUAAACAGCACAGACACUGUAAUGCACUCUGUGCCCUGUUUUGUUGUUGACAAUGAAGCACCAUUAUAUGACUCUUCAUAUAACCUUUUUUUCUACAGCAGCAUUAAAAUUGUCUUUUUGCUAUAAUUUUGUGUUGCGUUCACAAUUAUGUCUGAAAUGUGCUACGACUAACGAGCACAUUAAAAUUAAAUUGUAUGCUAUCUGUUUAUGACUGAAGCUUGAGUAGGUUUCUUCAUCUGCCAGGUGCUGGCAGUCAAAAGCUGCACAUAAAUCACUGGAAUUUUAGUGAACUUUAGCAUUUAAAGAGCAGGGUAGCACUUAUUCAAAGGCUGCAUUAACAAAAUUUUUCCCCCAGAAAAGAUAAAUGAAUGCUAUAACUCCCUUUUAAACAUCAAGUAAGACUGACUGUGAAGAAGGGGUUUAUAAGCAACAUGUGUGGCAAAGCAAAUAGCUGUUUUUGCUGCACUGUGUAUUCAGACCCAGUCAGACACUGGUACUUACAGGUAUUCCCCCGAAUGUACCGAGCAGCGGCUGCAAGUUGCACUGGUGGUACUUCACGGAUUAGAGAUCCCUCUUCUCCUGCCUAGGAUGUUCAAUGACAGGAGUAGAAACCUGAGACUGACAACUAAAACUUUGUGAUUGCAAAGUGAAUCCUCUUCUGGCCAGGCCUGCUGUUGCACAACAUUCAGAGCAGAUAGCAAGAGAGGACAAGAAGAUGAAUAAACACAUACCAAACAAACGCAAAGAAGCAGGAGCAUUUAUAUGAUAAUGACAGACUUUUACUGGUGUUGACAGGUCAUCCCAUCAAAACCACUGAAAACAAUUUACAUCUACAAAGCACCUAUAUUCCUAUGCAUGUAAAUAAUGUCUUUUGCCAGUCAGGUGAACUUGGAGUCUAAAAUGGUUACACGGGAACCAAAACCACCAUUAUAGCACUUAAGAAUCAUGUCUCAAGUAAUAACUAGCAUCUGAAUGUCUGAUGUACAUAGUUUUGUUUCUUUUUAAAAUUCACUGUCUUCCAAAAAGCAAAUAAUUAAAUCUUUUUGUUCUUUUUCUUUUAUUCUUUCUUUCACUCUUUAUUCUGCAACUGUAAAGGCCAGUACCGUGUCUUCUAAAAUGUUACUGACUGUUCUGUUUAUUUGAUAAAGAAUACUGCCAAGCAGGCCUAGUGAAUGGGAUUAAUAAUUAGGGCUCUGGGGUCUUUCUUCCUCUUUUUGCUCACAGUCCUCUUGGCUUUUAAGACCUUUUGUGUGUCAGUGUUUAUGGCCUCAGCUCAAAUUCCAGGGAUAAAAUUGCAGCAUACAGUUUUGCUGGUUGACUAUGUGAGCUCAGUAGUAUCCUUCACCCAUUUAGGAAAGGCAACCUUGCUAGCUGAAGUCUUUCGUGAAGCUUGCCGUGUUGGAUGCUUACAUUUUCUUACAAAUAGAGGAUCUCAAUCUAAAUGCAGCCAAACUUUUUACCUCUGAGGCAGAGAAUUCCAUCUUUGAAAAUUAUAACAAUUUAAAAAUUUAAAAUGGGUUUCAAAAUAGAAAAUCACGCAUAGGAGGACUGGUAGAUUAUUUCAUAUAUUGGUAACCCAUAUAUUUUUUGGAUGCACCACUGACUUAUAAUGGUAAUCCUAAAAGCUCUGUACAAAAUACUGUUACCUGGAAUUAGGGAGGGAGUAAAAACAAGAGACUUUGCAGACUUUUGCAGUGUUCCUUCUCCUUAUUUUAAAAAUGUAGAUGGAGAGGCGAUGAUUGCAAACACCAAAUACCACUGAUGAAACCACAUCUCAUCUGAUAAAAGUCAGUUCCUGGGUCUAAAUGUGCAGUGAAGAGAUGUACCUGGUAAAAAUGCAGAGAGCAACCACAUCUAUUAGUGUGCACCACAAAUGACUUUUUAAUGUUUUUAAAAUAUGUCUGAAACUUUGCAAAUGAAUGGCUAGUCAGGAUCUGCAUAUCCCAAAAUUAUUAAAAUAAAGUUCAGCUUGCAUUUGAGAACCUCCAGGACUGGCAUACCAAUGUGAUUUCACAUUAUAAAGAAUUUAGAGACUCAAUGAACUAGAAUAAUGUCCUUUUCAUCCAUACACUGAUACUUAUAUUGGCAUGGUAACUAUUAGUGCUAACCAAAUCACCAACCUAGCUAUGUUAGGAUAAUUUUUUCCUAUUAGACAUGAAGAUAUAAAUGCAGGAUGUUAAAAUGUGCAUUUGAGUCUGCAAUUUUGCUUUGCAUUUGAUAUUUUGUUUAGAAAUAUGCAGAUCAAGUGAGAAAACAAAAUGCCUCAAGAAAGAGUUUAAAAAUGAAAUUGUGAUGGGGUGGGAAGAGCUUUAAAUCACAGGUGUAUAAAGGUGACCCUGGUCUAACCCCACCCAAGUAGUGGCUUGUUGCAGCAUACUGUAUAUCUUCCAGCCAUCACAUUUACGCAGUAUCUUAAAAUAACAUUUGUGAUAAAUGUGCAAUUUAACUAAUUUAUGGUGCUAUGAUGUGCUCAGGGCUACAUGCAAGAUGAAAAUCUUAAAUGGAGCUUGAACAGCUCACUUCACAACAAGAAAUCAAUAUGCCAGAUCUUAGAGAGCUGUUCACUGGAGUCAACAUUUAGCAAAAAAAAAAAAAAAAGACAGAAAAAACAAAAAACUCAGUGUAUCUUUAAGUUUUAGUGAGUAAGAAAGCUAUAAUUAACUGAAAUAUGACUUUUAAGCUAGUGUAAGGAACUGUCUCUGAAACCUAAAUCUUUCUAGAAUCUUCAUUAUGUUUUAUUUUUAUAUAAAAAUUGAAAGUAUAUUGUUUUAAUUAUACAGUUGCUUUCAUGGUAAACACUAUGUGCAAUUUUUUUUAUCCAAACCAAGAGAGAUUAGUGUUAUGGGAAUUAUCUGAUGCACUUUAGUAUGGCUAUGUAUCUUGGUAUUUAAGGUAGAGACAGAUAUGACUCUACAUUUUAAAAUGGCAAAAAAUUAGGCUAUACUUUGAAAUUUUUUAAAAAUAUUGGCAUGUAUAGAAGAAAAGAACCUUCCUUAAUUUUGCAAGUUCUUAUUUCAGCUGCCACAGAAAAAUGAAGUAACUGUGUGGUACAAGUGGAACAGAGUGACUGGUAAUAAAGCUAAAUUUAAUAAAUUUUGUAUUUUAAAAUA